GUCUUUUUAGUAGUUAACUAGCUACUCUACAUUUGAUUCAACACAAAUUUUUCUCAGAGUUUUGGUUCUGCUUUGUUAGGUUUAAUGUUUGAAAUGGUAAAAUUGGAUGGAAGGCUCUAAGAAGAAGCUGAGCUCUUGGCUCAGUCACAUCUCAAAGCUACAAGUAAACGAACUUUAAAAGAAAUAGUUUAAAGUACAUCUGCAAACCUGCUACUGAGGAGGCUGAGAUCUGAGAACCACUGUUUGAAACCAGCCUAAGACACCAUGUCACAGGAAGCGUGAACACUUGCUAGGUCCACAAUGGAGGACCCAGGAAGGACCUUCGGCUCCGAGGAGGAAGAGGCCACCUACUGGAAAGACCUGGCAAUGACUUACAAGCAGAGGGCAGAGAACACUCAAGAGGAACUCCGGGAAUUCCAGGAGGGAAGCAGAGAAUAUGAAGCUGAAUUGGAGACACAGCUGCAACAGAUCGAGACCAGGAACCGAGAUCUCCUGUCUGAAAACAACCGCCUGCGGAUGGAGCUCGAAGCGGUGAAGGAGAAGCUAGAGGUGCAGCACUCGGAAGGCUACCGGCAGAUCUCAGCCCUGGAGGACGACCUGGCACAGACAAAGGCAAUCAAAGAUCAGCUGCAGAAAUACAUCCGGGAGCUGGAGCAAGCCAACGAUGACCUGGAGAGAGCCAAGCGAGCCACGAUCAUGUCUCUCGAAGACUUUGAACAACGCCUAAAUCAAGCCAUUGAAAGAAACGCCUUCCUGGAGAGUGAGCUUGACGAGAAGGAGAAUCUUCUGGAAUCUGUCCAGAGACUGAAGGAUGAAGCCAGAGAUCUGCGGCAGGAGCUGGCUGUGCAGCAGAAGCAGGAGAAGCCACGGACGCCUGUGGGCGGCAGGGCAGCGGGCGCGGAGAGGAUGGACACGGCCGUGCAGGCCACAGGCUCUGUGCCCACCACCCCCGUGGCCCAGCGAGGACCCACCUCCUGUCUAAACACACCAGCGGCCGCGGCGGCGUUCCGACGGGGUCUGGACAGCUCCCACGGUGGGACUCCACUCACACCUGCAGCCCGCAUCUCAGCCCUCAACAUCGUGGGAGACCUGCUGCGGAAAGUGGGGGCCCUGGAAUCCAAGCUGGCGUCCUGUCGGAACUUCAUGUACGAUCAGUCCCCAAACCGGACGAGUGGCCCAGCCUCAGGGCGGGGGAGCAAGAGCAGAGACAGCGGUGACCGGCGGCCCGGGGGUACCAGCAUGCCUUUGGGGGACAAAGGUUUGUCGUAGGCGGCGGCCUUCUCCUCAUACUGCUGCGUGAGGCCCUCGAUCUCCUUCUGGAACCUCUUCUUGCCCUCCUCCAUUGCCUCCACGGUGCUGGCCAGCUCCUGCAGCUUCUUCUUGGAGUCGGAGAGCUGGAGGGGGCGCGGCGGGGCAGGGUGAGGGCUGAGCCCCCCCGGCUGCCGGCUGCCCGCCCGCCUGGGAGGGGACCGGGCCGCGGGGCGCACCUGCACGGUGAGCGUGGCCACGUGGCGCUCCAGGCCCUGCCGCGCCUCGGCCUCCUCGUCCAGCUGCUCCUGCAGGCCGUUGCGCUCCUCCUCCAGCUGCCGCAGCUUGGUGGACACGUGCAGCUUCUGGCGCGUUUCUUCCUGGAGCAGCUCCUGCGGGGCCGGCAUGGGGGUUCCAGAGAGCCGCCCCAGCCGGAACCGAACCCGGGCCCCACCCCGGGCCCCUGGAGGACGCGGAGCCUCUCACCUGGGUGUCCUGCAGCUGGGAGCUCAGGGACGCCACGUCCUUGGCCAGCUUGAUGGCCUUGCCCUCCGCCUCGUUGAGCAGGCUCGUGACGCUCUCCACUUCGUUCUGAUCGAGAAGGAGACCCCGUGAGCAGAAUCGUGCAGAACAGGGCCCUCGCUAAGCGAGACGAGCCCGGCAGGGUCCAGGACGAGAGAAGGCACCGACCAGCCCUGAGAGACGCCCUUCACGCGCGCGCGCGCGGUUCCCGGCCCCCCAAAACUGUACUGCUGAGAACCCGGGUGAGCCCCAGCUGGGUUGCCAGGGCCCAGCAGCAGGGCUGAGCCCGGAGGUGCUGAGGCGCUGUGCGGAGGAUGAUGUGGGCGCCCCGUGGACACCCAAGGCUGCUGCACCCAUGCCCUUUCACCCGCACACCACAACCAAAGACACAGACGGCACUCCCAAGCCUCUGCCCAACCCCCAACGCCAUUCACAGUGAGGUCACGCGUGGUUGUGGGUAAUAAAACCUCCGCCAUUGA
Messenger RNA from Perognathus longimembris pacificus (Pacific pocket mouse), 2249 nucleotides. It is a transcript of the gene Nde1, whose product is annotated as nudE neurodevelopment protein 1. The record is from RefSeq and is a predicted model, not a curated record. Gene Ontology annotation, biological process: chromosome segregation; microtubule nucleation; centrosome localization. Gene Ontology annotation, molecular function: microtubule binding. The coding region runs from base 301 to 1269 and encodes 322 amino acids. Gene Ontology annotation, cellular component: kinetochore; centrosome; kinesin complex. The transcript has 9 exons. Lineage: Eukaryota; Metazoa; Chordata; Mammalia; Rodentia; Heteromyidae.